Ctenocephalides felis (cat flea) is the source of this 351-nucleotide messenger RNA. Its product is annotated as peptidyl-tRNA hydrolase 2, mitochondrial. Gene Ontology annotation, cellular component: cytosol; mitochondrion. The coding region runs from base 1 to 351 and encodes 116 amino acids. The record is from RefSeq and is a predicted model, not a curated record. NCBI's taxonomy places the organism in Eukaryota, Metazoa, Arthropoda, Insecta, Siphonaptera, Pulicidae. The transcript is spliced from 2 exons. Gene Ontology annotation, molecular function: peptidyl-tRNA hydrolase activity.
AUGGUUUUAAAGAUAGUGAAAGGAUUAUUAACUAGUUCUGCUUAUAAAUAUAAAAUGGUGUUUGUUGUUAGAACAGACAUAGGUUUGCGUAGUGGUAAAAUAGCUGCUCAAUGUUGCCACGCUGCCAUUCUAUGCUACGAAAAAGGCCAAGCCAAAGUAGUUUUAAAGGUUAAUAAUUUAGCUAGUCUUGAAGAAAUUUAUAAGCAAGCUAAAGAUUCAAACAUCACAGCCGAGCUUGUCCGUGAUGCUGGUCACACACAGGUAACUCCAGGUACAAUAACUGUCUUAGGCAUAGGACCUGAUACUGUAGAAAAAGUAGAUAGUGUAACAAAGCAUUUAAAAUUAUUAUAA